AUGAGUCGUCUCCCUCCUAUCGAAAAGUUCUCACUCGCAGUCCGCAAGAACAUCCGCGAUGAGUGGGAAAAUAGAAAGUCGGAAUAUGAACAGAGACUCUCCGACAUGCUCGGUGAGCCGUGGAAGAUCGACAUCGACCUCCGCCAAGUCUGCGCAUAUGCCCAGGACGGCUAUGCCGCGGUGUCACCUGGCUCAAUGACUUCUGGAUACAUUGAUGGCGUGUUGUACCAGCUUGAUCGCUUCAUCAGCAAACAUGGAGCAGAGGGCGUCUCAGAGCUUAACACGAUCGCCUCGGCCAGAACUAUCACCAUGGACCUAGACGAAGACAAGAAAUUCACCUAUUGCGGUUGCAAAAUCUCUCCUGCCGGACAGCUCGUCAUCCUCUUUCGAGAGGGCUGCCUGGGCACCAACAUCGACUACGCAUGCUCCCUCGAGAACCUUGAAGCCGCCCUCAACGAAGCGCCCAGCACCGCCGGCGGCCGGCCCAUGAGUUUCGCUGCCCGCGCGGCCGUAAGGCUUGACUGGGACGGCGAGGCACAAGCCAUCGAGAGAAAACUCAAGGAGAUUCUGAAGAAGGAUAUCGCGGUGGUGCCGCAGUUUGAGCAGGUCUUUGACAAGCUGAGCACCGCAAAAGACGCGCCGGAAUGCUGGCGGCAGAACCUGGGCUCGUUUCUCAGGAUGUAUUUCGAGGGCUUAGUACGCUACCUCGAGUACCAAAAAUUUGGCGAGGACGACAUGCUGUACGAGGCGUUCAAUGAGGCCGUCGACAGGUCGACUGUCGCCUUUCGCAUCGUUGACAAGGGCCAGCUGAAGCACUCUACCUACAACGAGUGUGUCAUAGAAGACGGCACUCUGAUUCUCCAGACGAUCCCAGAGUAUUUCGGCACCAACAUUGACGAAGCGGCCAGGAACCUGAUUGACUUGCUUUAA
Molecule: messenger RNA, 930 nt
Organism: Trichoderma citrinoviride
Lineage: Eukaryota; Fungi; Ascomycota; Sordariomycetes; Hypocreales; Hypocreaceae
Exons: 4
Coding region: 1-930 (309 amino acids)
Source: RefSeq, a predicted model, not a curated record